CCCAAUAAGAGAAAGAUCACCCCAUCUCUUUUCCCGCAGGGCACAUUCCCCGGGUCUCAGCUGCGCAUCGGGCUUUUUUAAAAAAGGAAACCUAGAAUUACUCAAGCAAGUAUUUCCAUCUACUCUUAGAGUAGACUUCGAUGAGUGGGCAUUGGUUUUUGUUCUCGAAACAUUGCCGCCGAAGCCCUGGCCUCUAAAGGUUGCCAACGUCCCUUGCUAUCUUACGACAGACCCAGCUGACAACGGACCUAUGGUCCCCCUUGUGCAUAGAAGCCGUGCUCGCAUUACCUUGGGUGACGGCUUAUACCUUCGAGAUGCCGAGCAUCUGGUCGAUCAAGUGUUUAACAUUCUCCGAGAAUUUUUUGAUCAGUUUCCAAUACAGGUAACUGAGAUCCAAUAUUGGCGCAGUGUCAUAAUCAUUGUUCUAGUCUCCGCAGAACAUGAGAGCUUGGAAAAUGUCCCUAAGUCGGUUGGGGGCUGUCCCUGCUUCUAUUUGAAAGAAUCGGAUAUGGACUGGCCUGCGGAACUGUCCGCCCUUCGAGCUUCACAGCCAACCGGGAAUUCAUUUGACACCAGUGAGUAUGAGCCACUGCGACCAGGGGUUAUGGUCAACUCUGGAGGGCACCCCGCCGAAGGAUGUGAUUUCACGACUUCGUCAGGCGUCAUGGUCAGAGACGCUUCAGGGCAGACAUUUAUGACGGCUGCAGCCUAUGGUUUCCCGGGAUAUCCCUUCACAAACAAGGUGCAUCACCCCAACUUUCGCGGAAAGGAAAUUGGCGAAGUUGUCGUCAAGUCAAGCCAUAGUGAUGUCGCUCUCGUGAAGCUGAAGGAGAAUGUCACUUUUAUUAACGAACCAUUCGAGAACAGCAUCCUCCCCGGGGGACUCUUUGUACUAAGGCAAUUUGCCAGGGCUAGUGACACCCGCAUUGGUAACAAUGUUUACAUGGAUAGCCCAUUUUCAGGUUUUAUUGAGGGUACUAUAGGCAUCCAUACUCUUGUGCGUGUCCCGAGAAACGACCCUGAUGAACCUGAGCAGGCUUGGAUUCGGUGCCACUGGAAUUACAUGGGUCAAGGAUCCAGCGCACAGAUGCCUGCUGGUGUGUGUGGUUCCGCUAUAUGGGACGACGACCAUAAAGUUCAAGGUUUCUUUCGAUAUGCACCACAAUCCGGGCGCUUUCAAGAUUGGUGUCUGACAGUUGCAGCCGACCAUCUCAUUGACCGAGGCUAUACAUUGGCGUAG
Molecule: messenger RNA, 1240 nt
Organism: Aspergillus versicolor CBS 583.65
Lineage: Eukaryota; Fungi; Ascomycota; Eurotiomycetes; Eurotiales; Aspergillaceae
Exons: 2
Source: RefSeq, a predicted model, not a curated record